CUUCCCUCCGGUGCUCAACCUCUUUUUGGUUCAGUGUGUUUGCUCGAAACUGGGAAAGACGCCCAGUCUUCGCCUGCAGGUUCAGCUGCACCUGGGACAGGUCAACGGCUGCUAUGUGGUAAAAAGAAAGAAAGAAAAGAUAUAAGUAGUUAAUGAAAACCAGCUCGGGGGAGACACUGGCCAGACUUUGUGCCGUUUUCAUUUCGCUGCUGUCCGACUUCACAAAGACCUCGCUGUUCUAGCUUGCGACACGUUUGCUUCUGCUUCCGGAAAACAACCUUCACACAGAGAAGCAACAUGAAGAUGUGGAGAUAACAUUUUCGACUCUGGAUAAACUGCUUCACUGCUGGAGUGGAUUUGGCUGUGGGAAUGCAAACGUAGACUUAUGAAAUAUACUAAAAGAGUUUGUGAGGAGAUAAGAGCGCGCUGAUCCUUUCCAGACACAGAAAACUGGACUGAGCUCUCUCAGAUAAUGGCUACAACAGAAACCAAAGUUAGCGGCAGCAGCACUGUGGGCCUGUCGUGGGCACGCGUCUGUAAGGAGUGCGGCCAGCAGCACGACAGCCAGGACUCCCACUUGUACGAGUACCAGGAUGAGGUGGACGAUGAACUGGUUUGCCACAUUUGUCUGCAGCCUUUACUGAAGCCAAUGGACACACCGUGCGGCCACACUUACUGCUUUCAUUGUUUGAGCAGCUUUUUGAAGGAGCAGGACUUCUGCCCUGUGGACCGCCAGCGGCUGCAGUUACAUCAGUGCCGUCCCUCCAGCCUGCUGGUCAGGAACCUGCUGGACAAGUUGACGGUUAUGUGCCCACACUGUGCGGAGUGCCAGCAGACGAUGCAGCGCUGUGAAUUGCAGCCUCACCUGCACAACAGAUGUCCUGUUUUUAGAAGACUCAGAGAGGAAGCAGAGAAGAGGAAGAGGCCCUCAUGGAAUGAAUUAAAGGGACGUAAGGGUGACGGAGAAGGGUCUGGAGAUGCGAAACACUCAGCAACACUGUCUCGAAAUUCAACCCGGGAUCAGCCCGAGCCUGGGCUCAUUAAUCCUGCCUAUGAGGAAGGUGAGGAAGACAACAACUCCCUGCGGUCCAGUUUGGUGGCCGAGGCCACUGUCGUGGAGCUGAUCAGAGAUGAACCCGGAGAGGAGCUGGGCCUUCGGAUCGUGGGGGGGAAAGACACACCGCUGGGAAAUAUAGUCAUACAAGAAAUUGUGCGGGACUCAAUAGCAGCUAGGGAUGGCAGGCUGGCACCAGGAGACCAUAUUUUAGAGGUGAAUGACAUCAGCUUGGCUUCAGUUCCCCACACUCGGGCCAUCGCAGUGCUGCAGCUGCCCUCCCUCCUCAGGCUCACCGUCAUGCAGGAGAAAGGUUUCAAAUUAAGGGAUCAACGCUCAGACCAAAACCAACCCACUUCCACCGGCUCCCCGGGCUCUCACAGUCCCCAUAGCAACGCUACCUCCAGUAACAACCCUGGUACAGUCCUGCAGGUGACGCUAGUGAAGAGCCAGCGCACAGAGCCGCUCGGCAUUAAACUCAUCCGCAAAUCAGAUGAGAGUGGGGUUUUUAUCUUGGACCUGCUGGCUGGUGGUUUGGCAGCUAAGGAUGGAAAACUGAGGAACAAUGACAAAGUUUUGGCCAUCAAUGGACACGACCUGAGGCAUGGGACACCUGAAAGUGCAGCCCAGAUUAUACAGGCCAGUGAGAUGCGUGUGAACUUUGUGGUGAUGAGAUCUGCGGAGGCUCAAGAGGAAGGAGGAAGCAGCAGAACAUCCAGGAGGACGCCUGAGCCGCAGUACUUUAGGCGCCGGUCCACCUACAUGAAGAGGAUCAAAGCUGGUGAUGUUCUGCUGAGCAUCAACGGUGUUGAUUUGACUCAGCUGACCUACAAUGAGGCCGUUUCUGUGCUGAAGGCUCAGACAGCUCAGUCCCAGGUGGUGCUUCGUGUCAUUCAGACUCUGUCUGAGGAGUCAGAGGAGGACACCGAGGCUAACGAUGACGAACUCGACAUUGCAGAAGACUCACGGGAUGACACCCUCAACUGGACCCCGCUGUGGACUCGCUGGCUGGGAUUACCAAGUCACAUGCACUGGUGCCGGGACAUCGUCCUGCAGAAGACCAACAACGAGAGCUGGGGCUUCAGCAUCGUUGGGGGUUAUGAGGAGAGCCACGGGCAGCAGCCGUUCUUCAUCAAAACCAUUGUGCCUGGAACACCGGCUCACUUUGAUGGACGCCUCAAGUGUGGUGAUGAGAUAGUGGCGGUGAACGGAGCUACAACUGUGGGAAUGAACAACUCCUCUCUCAUCCCAAUGCUCAAACUACAGAAGAAUAAAGUCACGCUGACUGUGGUGUCCUGGCCGGGAAGUCUAGUAUAGCAAACCUCACGUGCUCAUUCUGUGAUCUCCUUUCUUUCUUUACUGGGAAUCUCACUGUCCCUUCCACAUGUAGCCCGUUGAGAUUUUUGAGGUCAUGUCAUACACGAAGAUGCGUGUUCUUCAAAACCAUCCCAUGUACAAUAGAUGAUUUUCCAUAGGUGGACUGUUUUUUGCGAUAUUGUCAUGUAACAAUGAUGACAAUCCAUGAAUUUUGUGCUAAAGACAAACUGGAAGGAUUCGGUUUUUUUGGAGUGUCUUUCUGAUCCCAUUUUAAAGUUGUAUGUAUAUUUUUAGCUUAUCUGCCUAAUGUUUUAUUUGGUAGUGAUUACAUCUUAGACUGUGUAUAAAAAUGUAGCUUUAGGGUCUGCAAAGUGAAACUAAUGCAGAAGUGCCUUCUUUCUAAUGACCUGCAGGGGACGACUUCGUUGGUUGCAAAAAGACAUCCCGUUGUACAGAAGUCUAUGGGAAGAUGCCCCCUUUUCUAUAACCUCAAUAAACAUUUUCCUUAUGAGUUUAUGAUCUCCGUUGCUAGUUUUAUGCCUUAAUGAAUAUAGCAUAUAGUUCAUCUUGUAAAUUAUCUUCUUAUUUGGAGUGAAACAGGACGAUAAAGCAGGGAACGCUUUAGAGCAGACCGGCCUUGUGACUGACAAGUGACUGAAUGUGGAGUGUCCUGUGGAUUUUCAGUCGGAUCCUCACCUCACUCGUCACAUCCAGUUAUAAAAACCCAAUAUGGUGACCGCUAUCCCCCUCAGCUCGAGUCUGCACAACGGGACUACGACACAACGGCUGCAUCUAUCCUUUGUAUACAGCCUGUGGAUGGUAUUAGAUGUUAAGUGAUAAUGAACAUAUGUACAUAGUUGAAUUUCGUUAUUGUUAACAAUAUGCUGACACCAAAUAUUUCAGGAAAGUGAAGUCUUAAGUUGAUUUAAAUUGACAUUUUUAAUUUAAAAUUAGCAUCUACAUGGAGAAUAUCA
Messenger RNA from Pundamilia nyererei, 3345 nucleotides. It is a transcript of the gene lnx2b, whose product is annotated as ligand of numb-protein X 2b. The record is from RefSeq and is a predicted model, not a curated record. NCBI's taxonomy places the organism in Eukaryota, Metazoa, Chordata, Actinopteri, Cichliformes, Cichlidae. The coding region runs from base 473 to 2371 and encodes 632 amino acids. The transcript is spliced from 10 exons. Gene Ontology annotation, molecular function: protein binding; ubiquitin-protein transferase activity.